GGAGGUGGGCGGAGCUUUGUGGAUAACAGCGCAGGAUUCAAACUGAACAUGGCUGCGGGGAAAGAUGUUGACGAAAGCACACAAAAUAGAAGAAGCAUGGUGACCCACAGUGAGGAAUCGCCUGACGCCUCUUAUUCUGUCAGACCACCCGUUAUCUUCAACCCAGAUUUCUUUGUUGAGAAACUGCGCCACGAGAACCCCGAAGCUUUCCUGGAGCUUGUGCUCAGUAAUAUAACUCGGCUCAUUGAUCUCCCCGGGACGGAGUUCGCCCAGCUCCUUGGUGAGGAGAGCCCUAAGACCCCAACCACAGGAAAUGGAGGCUUCUUCCGCUCUCUUAACUUCCUUAAACGAAAAGAUAAAGGUGUCGUCUUUGGGACCCCUCUGACUGAGAGCUGCAUUGCACAGAUCUACCAGCUUAUUGAGUACCUCAGCAAAAAUCUACAUGUGGAGGGGCUGUUUCGAGUGCCGGGGAACAGUGUUCGUCUGCACACCCUGAAGGAGCUCCUUAAUAGCGGGGCUGAUGUCGACCUGGCAGCCGGAGAUUUUCACCCCAAUGAUGUCGCCACGCUGCUGAAGACUUUUCUGGGAGAGCUGCCAGAACCGCUGCUGACGCAUCGACACUUCCAUGUGCACCUUAAGAUAGCUGACAUGACCCUGUUUGAUGAGCAAGGCAAUAAAACUGCAGUGCCAAACAAGGAACGUCAGAUCGAGGCCCUGCAGCUGCUCUUCUUGUUGCUGCCCCAGGCCAACCGCUCGCUGCUCAAACUGCUGCUGGACCUGCUCUACCACACUGCCAGGCAGCAGGACAAGAACAAGAUGUCCGCCUACAACCUGGCACUCAUGUUUGCCCCGCAUGUCCUCUGGCCCAGACAUAUGACAGCCAGCGACCUUAAAGACAGUCUGAAGAAACUGAACUCCAGCAUGGCCUUUCUCAUCAAACAUUCUCAGAAACUCUUCAGGGCUCCGGUCUACCUGCGGGAAUAUGCCAGGGUCCACUUUACCGGGACCAAGGUUCUGCAGAGUAAGGACGAUCUGGACCUGCUGGCAGUCAGCAGCUCUCCUGCUCAGCGGACGGUGUUGCCUCUGAAGAGGACGGCGGCUCUGGGCCCCAGCUCGCAGGAACAGUUCCAGUCACCUGCUCAACAAUACACGGAGGAGGCCCUGAAGGAGCUCUUCAGACAUGUUCACCACAACAUGCCCGACUCUGCCAAGAAGAAAAAACUUGUCCGACAGCUUGUCAAACAGACUCCUUCAGGAACCUGUGGUGAGGACCAUCUGGUCCCUCCAGCUGCCAGCAAGAAGCACCCACGGUCCCGCUCCUUUGGCGGCCUGAUCAAGCGAAAAGCUCGAGGCGAGCAGAUGAGAGAGAGACACAUCUCCCCUGAAGGCGCUGGAAGAAAGCACUGUAAAGAAAAUAUCCUCCUGGAGCCGGUGAACAGCCCAUCAGCUGGUCCUGUCAUGGGGAAAGCAGGGCUUGUAGUGAAAAAUCCAGACUUUAUCUUUCACAAGGACAAAGCCUUCAAAGUUUCUAAGGACUCUCCCUCAGUCUCCAGGAUGUGUUUCUCUCCGGCUCAGGAUGUCUCCAUGUGAAACCCAAACCCCCCUCCAUCUCUCACGUCAGACUGGACUGGGACAGUAUUAAACAAUCAUUAUGCAUGUGAAUUAAUCGGUUAAAUCUGUCUUUCUAAUAUAGGUCAGAUUGAGCCAGCAGAGCCACACUAAUAUCUAAAGUUACUGUUGACUAAGUGGUACAGGUAGUUAACAAAGUUUGCAUGUUUCAUUUAGAAGGACAUGUUAGGAAUAAUAAUAGAUUAGAGCCGUAAUAACUCCAGUAGCAGCAGAUAAGUUGGUGGUGUUUGGAACGGGGGGGGGGGGGGGUUCUGCUUGUUACUGAUUCAGAAACAAUAACCACUGUCACACUGAAAAAUGCAGACUGUGUAAUGUUGUACAGAUUGUUUUGUAUACAGUGUAUAUCUUUUUUAUGGGAGUUGUGUCAUUGUGGGAGCAGUGUGUGUGAGGUGUGAAUGGUCCUGCUACUGAUCCAAUGUCUGAGUUGUAGCCCCCCCCCUUUUUUUUUUUUGGCCCACACUAAUUUUAAAAGGUUUUAGCUGAGCUCAUAGCUCAGUUGCUUAAUCAACUCGGUUUUAUUUUAAUGAAACAUUUAAUGCAGCAUUAUAAUUUUUGAGGUGUUUUUAUUUAUUUUCAAUUGGGUUCGUUGAUAUCAGGAGGUUAUUUGUCCAACAGUGUUUGGAGGAUUUGUUGAUGGUUUAAGUGGAAGUUGAAAGAAGAAGUUGCAGCCUUAUAAUUUACUACAUGACUCGAUGAUGAAAGCUCAGUUGUUUAAUUACAAGUUUGAAAUGCAGAGACCCCACAUCUUCAGCUCUGUCCGCUAGUUUUCCUUAACAGAAGCUUCCCUGAAGGAGAAGUUACAUAUUCCGUUCACGGUAACCUGGGAACUUAUUCAAAUCCCAAACUGUUCUGGAUCUCUCAGAUAUAAGUGAUGGAGAGAGAUUUCUCCUUUAACAUCAACUGUCUUACCUGAGCGUUGGAAAAGUGCUGCGUCUGUGUCCUGUUUGGAUUGUGGGAAGUUCUAAAGAAGUAAGAAAGAUGGAUUUUUGAAAGUGAAUGAAGGCCUGAAGCUUACAGAAGGACAAUAUUAUACCUCAUGUGUUUAUUUUGCUGUUGGAUGCCUUGUUCUCCUCUUUAGACACAUCCGUUUUAUUUU
This is a messenger RNA of Fundulus heteroclitus (mummichog), 2725 nucleotides long. It is a transcript of the gene arhgap19, whose product is annotated as Rho GTPase activating protein 19. Gene Ontology annotation, cellular component: cytoplasm. The record is from RefSeq and is a predicted model, not a curated record. Gene Ontology annotation, biological process: signal transduction; regulation of small GTPase mediated signal transduction. NCBI's taxonomy places the organism in Eukaryota, Metazoa, Chordata, Actinopteri, Cyprinodontiformes, Fundulidae. The transcript has 12 exons. Bases 49 to 1590 code for a protein of 513 amino acids. Gene Ontology annotation, molecular function: GTPase activator activity.